Limulus polyphemus (Atlantic horseshoe crab) is the source of this 906-nucleotide messenger RNA. RefSeq lists its product as uncharacterized. Bases 1 to 906 code for a protein of 301 amino acids. Lineage: Eukaryota; Metazoa; Arthropoda; Merostomata; Xiphosura; Limulidae. The transcript has a single exon. The record is from RefSeq and is a predicted model, not a curated record.
AUGAAACGUUUCUUCACGAAGAAGAAGAAAAGUGAAGCUGAAGGAUGGAAGACACGAAAGUUGGAGGCAGAGGAAGCCAAGAAGUCGAGCAAGUUCUUCAUGCACAUCUUUGAAAAGCCAGGAAUAAGUAGUUUGACACGUUCCAUGGAAUCACCUGCACCAGCUACAAAUUUGUUAGAAUCCAAAGGUGGAUCAAGUACAAAUGCGUCACCAACUGACGAGAAAGUCAAGUCAUAUAAAUCCGAGUAUAACGAGGUUAAGAGUAAGGCUGUCAAAGAGAGCGUGGACAUGUCAGGAGGGGAAGACGAUGGUGGUGGUGGUGGUGAUAUUGAGUUUAUUGACGAAAUUUUAUUUGACGACAGUGAACCUAGUGAACUGUAUGGUGUCGAAGAACCUCGAACUGUCAUUCCAGAAGUGAUUGAACAGCAUGACAUUGGACUUCUGAAGUUGGACACGAAUGCUGGAAAAGCAAUUCUGCCUGACACGUUGAGAAUAGAAAUAAUAAAGCUGGGUUCAAAGUAUUUCCAGAACAGUGAGGGGCCUUUCUUACCAACAAAUAACCACUCAAUGAACAAAACUUGGUUCAAGAGGAAAUUGGGAAAUGGUCAUGGUGAAGAAGUGACUCACUCAUGGCUGGUCUAUUCCCCUUCUAAAAAGUCUGCAUUUUAUAUCUGUUUUCUUCUCUAUUCCCAGUCAGACCAUCAACCCUCAUUGGAGCAGGAAAGUGGAUUCAACCAGUGGGAAGCACAUGAAAGGAUUAGUGUUCAUGAAAAUGCUAAGAAUCAUUGGGAGUGCUUCACACAGUGGAAAGAAAUGGAACGAAACUUAGCUGUAAACAAAGGAUUGAUUGACGUGGAACUUCAGUCACAGAUUGAGAAGGAAAGCAGAAAUGGCGUGAUGUCUUGA